Knipowitschia caucasica is the source of this 1473-nucleotide messenger RNA. The record is from the annotation of a GenBank genome assembly. Lineage: Eukaryota; Metazoa; Chordata; Actinopteri; Gobiiformes; Gobiidae.
AUGUUCCGACAGACUGUGAUGAUGAUUCCUAUCUGGUGCCUGGGGAACGAGAGCCGCUACCACGUAAACCACACGGUGGACGGAUCCACGCUCUCGGUGCUGGUCCCGGGGCUGGCCCCUGGGAUCCGCUACAGUCUGGAGGUGGCGGCCAGCACAGGGGCGGGGCCCGGGGUCCACAGCGAGCCCACCUACUUCACACUCGAGGCGAGUGUCAAUCAGAGGCAGAAGUCUCACGCCACCUUCUCGGUCUCAUUAAAUCCCGCUGCCGCUGUGUCCUCGGGCAACGCGCUCUGUCUCAGUGGGAGGCGAACGACGCAGCUCUACAGAAUGAGCCGACUGUUCGUGCUGAGUGCUGCCAAAUGCCGCGUUGUGGUUGGCGAUCUGCGAGCGUGCUGGUUUGACUGCUGUGCUGGUAUUCUCAGCCGACUGUUCGUGCUGAGUGCUGCCAAAUGCCGCGUUGUGGUUGGCGAUCUGCGAGCGUGCUGGUUUGACUGCUGUGCUGGUAUUCUCAGCCGACUGUUCGUGCUGAGUGCUGCCAAAUGCCGCGUUGUGGUUGGCGAUCUGCGAGCGUGCUGGUUUGACUGCUGUGCUGUUAUUCUCAGUGCUGGUAUUCUCAAUGCUGGCUCCAUGCUGAAUGGUUGGGGGUCGGCCUCUGAGGAGGAGGGGCCCCUGUCCAGGUCCAGUCUGGGCAGUUCCUCAGAGGGCUCCAUCUUCACACACUGCUCCUUCGCUCAGGCCCUGGUGGUGGCAGCAGACCGGGCCGGAUUCAGGCUGGAGGGCACCAGUCUGAGCAAGAGAGGUAAAGCCUUGUCCCAUCGGCCGCGCCCCAGCAGCCCCUUCUCCACAGACGGCAGCACAGGGGGGUCCCACAGUCUCGGGCCCCCACGGAACCCCAGAACCCCACGCAAGGGCCGCACUCCCGGGACCACCCCGCACCGGAGGGACCCUGCUGCAGACGACCUACCUCCUCCUCCAGAGCCCCCUCCAUGCCAGGGCCAGGGCCGGAUCCAGGGGCCCCGCAGUGUGGUGGCCCCGAGCGACAGGAAGGCGACUUCCCUGGAGCGGCCCCCCAUGUCUGGGCCCCUAGAGCACCAUCGACAGGUCCAGGAGAGGCUGGGCUCCAUGGACCGCUGUGAAGACCCCCGCAGAGCUCACAAAACAGAGGAGCCGUGCGUUCCCUACAGUAAGCCCAGCUUCCCGUCCCCCGGGGGCCACAGCUCGUCCGGGACCAGCUCCUCCAAAGGCUCCACGGGGCCCCGCAAGAGCGAGGGCCCCCGGCAGCCGCAGCAGUGGACGGCCCUGGAGCACGCAGACUUCCUGGGGGCCAGUGCACAGGGACACUUCUCAGGAGAAGUGACUCCGUGGCUCUGCAGGUGGCGCCCCCUGCUGGUGGUGGACAGCUCUGUGUGCGUGGGGUCCACUGUAAAUGCCCUCCACCUCCUGCUGUUUGCCCCACGGCACAGAGACCUUUGA